Lagenorhynchus albirostris (white-beaked dolphin) is the source of this 1347-nucleotide messenger RNA. RefSeq names its product FGF1 intracellular binding protein (gene FIBP). The transcript is spliced from 9 exons. The record is from RefSeq and is a predicted model, not a curated record. Gene Ontology annotation, biological process: platelet aggregation. NCBI's taxonomy places the organism in Eukaryota, Metazoa, Chordata, Mammalia, Artiodactyla, Delphinidae. Gene Ontology annotation, molecular function: fibroblast growth factor binding. Gene Ontology annotation, cellular component: nucleus. The coding region runs from base 114 to 1295 and encodes 393 amino acids.
GCCGGGAGCCGAAUGCCUGUGCUCACGGAAGUGGCCCGGCGGCGGCGCGCCGGGCCCGGGCAGUGCUUGCUCCUGCUGGGGCGCUGCGGUAGCGCCCGGGUCCCGGCGUCGCCAUGGCCAGCGAGCUGGACAUCUUCGUGGGGAACACGACCCUCAUCGACGAGGACGUGUAUCGCCUCUGGCUGGACGGUUAUUCGGUGAGCGACGCGGUGGCCCUGAGGGUGCGCUCGGGAAUCCUGGAGCAGACCGGCGCCACAGCAGCGGUGCUGCAGAGCGACACCAUGGACCACUACCGUACUUUCCAAAUGCUUGAGCGCCUGCUACACGCCCCGCCCAAGCUGCUGCACCAGCUCAUCUUUCAGAUCCCGCCCUCUCGACAGGCGCUGCUCAUCGAGAGGUACUAUGCCUUUGACGAGGCCUUUGUGCGGGAGGUGCUGGGCAAGAAGCUGUCCAAGGGCACUAAGAAAGACCUGGAUGACAUCAGCACCAAAACAGGCAUCACCCUCAAGAGCUGCCGGAGACAGUUUGACAACUUUAAGCGAGUCUUCAAGGUGGUGGAGGAAAUGCGGGGCUCCCUGGUCGAUAACAUCCAGCAACACUUCCUCCUGUCCGACCGGCUGGCCAGGGACUAUGCAGCCAUCGUCUUCUUUGCCAACAAUCGCUUUGAGACAGGGAAGAAAAAACUGCAGUAUCUGAGCUUUGGGGACUUUGCCUUCUGUGCUGAGCUCAUGAUCCAGAACUGGACCCUUGGAGCCGUCGGUGAGGCCCCCACCGACCCAGACCCCCAGGCGGAUGACAUGGACAUGGACUUAGACAAGGAGUUUCUCCAGGACUUGAAGGAGCUCAAGGUGCUUGUGGCUGACAAGGACCUUCUGGACCUGCACAAGAGCCUGGUGUGCACUGCCCUCCGGGGAAAGCUCGGGGUCUUCUCUGAGAUGGAAGCCAACUUCAAGAACCUGUCCCGGGGGCUGGUGAAUGUGGCCGCCAAGCUGACCCACAAUAAGGAUGUCAGAGACCUGUUUGUGGACCUUGUGGAGAAGGUGAGCUGUCCUGCCCGCUGCCCUCUGAUCCCCAUCCUGGCCUGUCCCUGGGCUGUACCAGUGCUAGAUGUUACCUCGGACCCACAGUUCGUGGAACCCUGCCGCUCCGACCAUUGGCCGUUGAAUGAUGUGCGACUCUUCCUGAAUCAGUAUUCGGCAUCGGUCCACUCCCUGGAUGGCUUCCGGCACCAGGCCCUCUGGGACCGCUACAUGGGCACCCUCCGUGGCUGCCUCCUGCGACUCUGUCAUGACUGAGGCCCCCUCCCCCUGCCCUGCCCACAUUGACAAUAAAGUUGCCAUGACUUUG